AUGCUGUCCCCCGCCCGCCCCUGCAGCAGCCCUCACCUGCACAGUAUUUUCACGCUGUCGGUGGUGGACUCCGAGGACGGCAGCUUCCUCUACAACAUCUUUGUCACAGACAACCUGAACACCUCCCAGUCGGUGUCCCUGGUGUUUGUCAAGGAUGACGCCAUCAAGACCGCCAUCACCCUCAACGACUUCGACUGGGCAGAUGCCAGCAACGGCGGCUCGCAAGGAAACUUCUCCAAGCAGGCGCUGCUGGACGGCUUGGUGUCACAGGGCCAGCUGGUUGUCACCGAGCUGUUCCCUCUCAUCAUCCUCUCCUCCAACGCGACCACCACCUACGGCAUCUCAGGCCACUUUGUCCCAGUGUGGAACUUCGACCCCACACCUCCUGCCUCGCCGCCGCCGCCACCCCCCAAGGCCCCGCCAACCUUCCCCUUGGUGGGCUAUGGGUAUGUGGCACAGCUCCAGGGAGACCGUGUGCCGGACGAGUCUGUGUUGGAAAAGGCCCCUGUCGGCCCCAAGAUCUUUGCAACCUUCACGUAUGACGACAACGGGGAGUACCAGUGGGACUUGACCCUGGAUGCCGCCUCAAAGGCCCUCCAGCCCACCUCCUUCGAUCUGUACUACGAAACCGACGGCUUCUACAACUUCCUGCUCACCCUGGCCGGAGAUGGGUACAACUUCACUGGCGAAGACCCUCCCUAUGGCACCCUCAACUGGUACACGCUCAACGACGCCGUGCUGCAGCUGGACCUGCCGGACCUGCCUGGCCAGCUGAAUGAGACCAACAAGCUGUGGCUGGUGGUCACCACCCUCGGCGGCUCGCUGGCGGCGCGGUUCAGCGAUCCUGUGGAAGAGCCGGAGCUGCCGCCCACCGACGACACUUUCUUCCUUGCCGACAUUGUGGGCAACGCCACCUUCUCCUUUGGCGUGCCCAAGGACCUCAAAUGGCCCGCCUUUGCCAACUCCCCCGCCACCCAGUUCACGCUGUCGAUAGUGGACACCGAGGACGGCAGCUUCCUCUACAACAUCUUUGUCACAGACGACCUCAACAAGUCUGCCUACCUGGCUCUGGCCUACAAGAACGCCUCCGGCUUCCACGUCGCGCUCAAGCUACCGGUGGACUGGGCCGCCGCCAACGUCGGCGGCGACGUCAACUAUUUCACUAAGGCUGCGCUACGAAAUGCGCUUGUGGCACGGGGCCAGAAGACCACCACCGAGCUGUUCCCUCUUAUCGCUGUCUCCGUCAAUGCAACCGACAAGAGCAUCACCGCCUCCGCGCCCCAGACCACCCUCUCCCAAGCCGCCUCGCCCCCGGCCUCCCUCUCCCAAGCCGCCUCGCCCGCGGCCUCCGCCACGCCCGAAGCCACGGCCCCCGCCGCGCCCGCGCCCAUCGCUCAAGCCUAA
Molecule: messenger RNA, 1404 nt
Organism: Chlorella variabilis
Lineage: Eukaryota; Viridiplantae; Chlorophyta; Trebouxiophyceae; Chlorellales; Chlorellaceae
Product: expressed protein
Exons: 12
Coding region: 1-1404 (467 amino acids)
Source: RefSeq, a predicted model, not a curated record